This is a messenger RNA of Centropristis striata (black sea bass), 3664 nucleotides long. RefSeq names its product CKLF-like MARVEL transmembrane domain containing 3 (gene cmtm3). The transcript is spliced from 5 exons. Lineage: Eukaryota; Metazoa; Chordata; Actinopteri; Perciformes; Serranidae. Bases 140 to 673 code for a protein of 177 amino acids. Gene Ontology annotation, cellular component: membrane. The record is from RefSeq and is a predicted model, not a curated record.
UGUUUCCGUUUCCACCUCCGAGAAGCCUCACGCCUCCACAUAUCUUUUUAUUUUUUUGAUUUGCCUUGAAUCCGUUACGUUACGCUGGUCGUUUGUUGCUGAAGUUUGGGGAGAUUUAUAACUUUUUUUCCCUACAAGCAUGGGGGACAUCGAGGCUCCUGACUCGGAUCGGCCGCGCCAGAAUGUCCUCUUCUCUAUUCUUCCGAGCAAAGAGUUCGCCUCCUCCAGGAAAGGAAUGCUGCUUAUUGCUGAAGUGGCACUGUCCUUUGUAUCGUUUGUGUGUUUCGCGGCGUCCACAGCAGCAGCCUUUGUCACAGUCCCCCUGCUGGAGUUCCUGGUCGCUCUCUUCUUGAUGUUCGCUUACUCCAUGAAAUUCAACGAGAGGUUUAAAGGUUUCCUCUGGCCUCUUAUGGAUUUCAUGAGAUGUGUGACUGCCUCCAUCAUCUUCUUCAUCAUCUCCAUAAUUGCAGUGUCCAAAUACUCGGAUGGUGCCUCUAAGGCUGCUGGGAUCUUUGGGUUCAUCGCCACCAUCGUCUUCGCUUUAGACUUUUACCUCAUUUUCAAUGAGCUGGCCACUUUCUUAAAGCACGGAGGAGGAGGAGGAGGAGAAGGGGACUCCACUGAGGAGCCGUCAAGACAGCGAGAUGGGCUUUCAGACUCUGAUUCAGACUGAGACCACCACCACCACCACCACCGUGAGAUCUUCACCAGCUGACGUGUUUGAUCGAACAACAUAAACCUUUGCAGGAGAAAGGUCACAUUGAUUGUUGGUUAAUUAUGUGCAUUUAUUAUAGUAGUUGGAGACUUUCGUCACACAGUCUCCUCGAGCCAAACGUGCACAGAGGGGGAACCAGACCCUCUUCACUUAUCCUCUUCGAAUUCUUCUGUUGGGUGUCAGAGGGUGGAAAUAUUUUUUCACACAUCAAUCAUGUCAAGACAUCCAGGAAACAAGUCUCAACUGAUGCCUCAGAUAUGUUUUUAGGUUAGGUUUAGGUAAAAUAACGCAAAAAAUAUUCCUUUUUUUAUGCUCAAACUCAUAACCAAUGUCUGAGUUGAUUUGGGGGAAAAUGAUAAUGCCAAUAUUAUAUUUACAUGGUCAUAAAACUGUGAAGUUGAAACUAUAGAAGCUGUUUGUACGAUCUACAUGAGGAAGCAUGUGUCUAAAUCUGAAAUAAUGAAAUUAUUUUGACUUUUGGGCAUGCACUGUGACCCUAUUUACACACAUAUUAAACUACAACACUAAAUUAAUGAAUACAUAUUUAGGAAUACUCUCAAUAAAGUACAUCAGUGAAUCAUCAUCAUCAUCAUCAUCAUCAUCAUCAUCAUUAUUAUCAUGAAUAAAUUCACAGUAUUACUACAACCGCGAGUCCAAAAAAGUUGGGAUGUUGUCUAAAACAGAAAGUGAUCAUUUGCUAAUUAAUUGUGACAUAUAUUCAAUUAACGGAGAGUUUAGUUAGACCAGGGGUCGGCAACCUUUACUAACACAAGAGAAACAAGGGCAGAAUGUGGCCACAAACCUCAUUUUGAGCCUUACAAUGAAGAUAAAACAGCCUAAAUCUAAAUUAACCUAUCAGUAUAACUAAUAGGUCCGAAGAGCAUUUAUUAAUACGAUUUUGUAAGAAUGCAGUGAGGACCCAAAUGCUGAUGAGAGGCUGGACACUGAAGAAAAAUCUGGCAAAAUUAAGGCGUCAAAGACUUUUGUAAGCUACGAUGCACAUUGAAGUGAAGCGACAACUAAGCUUUCUGAACCAUUUCUUUAUUUUCUGAGCCCACUAAAUGAUGCUCUUUGUUCAACAAAGGGCUCAAAACACACUCAGUUAGCAUUGCUAGAGCCUUUUUUUUUUUUAAAGCCAAGACCGCCAUCUAGUGGGGUAAAAAAAUAAAGCAAAAGGUUCACAAAGCUUCAGUGUCACUUCACUAGCACAUUGUAGUUGACUAAUAAUGCUGUAUAUAAGCUACACAUUUUUAAUAUUGAAGAAUAUAAAUUGCUUUGGGCCUGGACCAAUGAAAAAUGAAAAUGAAAAUGUAAAGAAAUAACCAUUUCAUUUCAUUAUUUAGUGUUUUUGAACUGAUGUAGUUUCAUUUGUAUUUUAGCCACAUGCUAAACAGCCACAACUGCAGAAACUAGAAGAUGUUACCUUUCAAUUGAAGGCUCAUGUAUAUGUAUUCUGACCUUACAGUUGUUAUGGCUCAAGGUUAUUUUUAGUUUAAUCCGAACCCCUCAGCCCACCGGGGCAGGUGGGUUUUCAGAGGUUAAUGUUCAAACUGAUAAACUUCUGUGUCUGUAAGUUUGCACUCUGUAUACGAUACAUUUUGUUUCCCAGAGCGUCCCAACUUCUUUGGAUUCGGGGUUGUAUAAAACCAAACAUAUGUACAGUAUAUAGAAGAACAGAUUGGUUGCAGGUUGGCUGGUUACAACCUCUGUCCAAUCGUCUAAACUCUACAGGAGUGUAUUUUUUAUAAUUUGAAACUUCUGGGUCUGCAGCGUUCCUGUGGCCUGUCGUACUGCAUGACAACCUUUUUCUGGGUCGUGACAUUGUUUAUUAUGUCCCAAAGCAUUUAUAUCUGAGAGUUGUGAUGAAUCAAAGCGACAGAAAUGAUGAUACAUUUUCAAAUCUGUUUAAUUAACCAGACGUUUGAGAGACUCUCGUGUGUCAGUUUGUCUGCUGUAUGUGCUUCUUACAACCUGUUUGUGUGAAUGCAUCAAAGCCACUCAUUGCAUUAGUAUUGUUGUUAAAUGCUAGACAUCCUAUAUGUGAAUUUUUUUGUAUUGAAAAGCAUCUGUGCUUAUUUUGGUUGUGCAUUCACUUUUUUUUUUGCAUGUAUGUUUGAUUCUUCAGUUCUUCCACUGCCACUACUGAAGAAUAAGCCACAGUGACUGUUUAUGUAAAUACACUGCACUACACGAGUGUUACAGCAGCACUGGGAACUGAAAAUAGAUGAAUCAGUGGUCUCCAACUCUCAACUGCUGAGAGCAAUUGGCACGAAAAUACUUCCAAAGUUGCAUUUACAUCCAAUAACUACUCACCAAUGUGCUUUUUAUGGGAGAGUUUUGAUUGUUUUUUACAUUUUGUUGAAGGCAGAAAUAUGCGAACGUAAUAAAUAUACUGAGGUUACAACUGAAAAGAGCUCCCAGUGCCAGCUGAGAGAUUUAUGUGAACACAUUUGCAGUGUAAAAGCACAAGAGAACCGGCCUUGAUGCUGAUUAGUGUUUUAUGUUCUUUGUCAUCCUGUGAAAACCACGUAUCUCCAAAACACACAAGCUGAGAGAAACUGCUGUGUAAACUAUGUGAUAAUGUGUUCAUCAAACAACCCAAUACAAGUGUUUUUUUUUUUAACUCUUUUUAAGAGUGAAAUUCAAGCACUUUGAUGCACACCGAUACUGAUAAUUACCUGCUUCUCAUGGCCGAUACAGAAAAUAGAACCAAUAAUUUCACAUUUUUGUCAUUUCAAAAGGUUAUAACCUGUAGAUUCUGUGCACAUGGUAAAAAAAAAAAAAAGGCUUGUAGUGAGAAAAAGAUGGAUUAUUUAAUAUUCCAUAGUUCUGACUGUUAACUAUUGUUAACAAACAAACAAAAAAUGAUGGUACUGAAUAUAUAUAUAAUAACCUGAUAUACCAACUAUUUCCAGACUCUUAAAGCCUUUAUCAUCACAUCUUUCAAGU